This is a messenger RNA of Eimeria maxima, 3354 nucleotides long. Its product is annotated as dense granular protein GRA10, putative. Bases 1 to 3354 code for a protein of 1117 amino acids. The record is from RefSeq and is a predicted model, not a curated record. NCBI's taxonomy places the organism in Eukaryota, Apicomplexa, Conoidasida, Eucoccidiorida, Eimeriidae. The transcript has a single exon.
AUGUUGAUAUAUUUCCGCUUAAUCUCUGAGCACUCUGGUGCCUACCGCGAAUGUCCUAUAUCUACACCUUCUGUAACUGUAGGAGAAUUAAAACAACUCUUAGCUCGUCAUUGCGGCUUUAGCGGGGACUAUAGACGUAAGAUAGACUUACGUCUGUUCCUUGUAGGCAAUCGUGCAUGCGCUAAGUCAGGUGAGGGUUCUCCUGUAUCUGCUGCUGCUGGCAGCAGCAGCAGCGCCGGCAAUAGCAGCACGGAAGAGCUUGUUGAGGCCGUUGGAGAUGAGCAGCAAGUGCAUGCAUUCUCUCGUGUGGUGAUACAGAGGAGGGUACUUGCGGGGCCCCAGGGUGUACAGGUGGUGCAGCACGAAGCACGAUCCUCAUUAACAGCAGCAGAAUGGGAGAGUGCAGAGCAGCGGCAGAGGGGGGGCCCCCGUAAGCAAAAGGUACCAAGAGAAUGGAUAUGCUGCUUCUGUAAGGGUUUAAUGAGGCAGCCGCUGCUAAUUAAAUGUGCUGCUAAUUGCGGCAACAGUGCAUGCAGAGUAUGCAUAGAGCAGCGGCUGCAGCAAGAACGUGUUUGUCCUUUUUGCCGCUCUGCCUUCCGUCAACUUAUUAAGAAUAAAAGAUUAGAUGAUAUGAUUAGAAGUAUUAAUCCUGCAGAUUAUGAUUUACCUCCUGCUACUGCUGCUGCUAUAUCUGCUGCUGCUUCCAAUGCUGCAGCUGGUGCUGCAUCUGGUGGUGGUGCUGCUGGAACAGCAGCAGCAACAGGAGCAGCUGCAGAUGCAAGAAAUGCAACUGCAGGAGAUUCACAGGACUCACGUUCUUCUUCUGCACAGAGUCAAUUCGCAGAUGCACGUUUGCAGCAGCAGCAGCAACUGCAGCAGCAAACAGCAGCAGCAGGCAGCCAAAUGGCUACGGGGCUGCCAGGAGGACUUCCAACAGCCGUUAAGGACGAAGCGACACCAAGGAAUGCUGCUGCAGACACCCCAGCUGCUGCUGCUGCUGCAACAGCAGCAGCUGCAGCAGGGGCACAAGGGGGCCCCAGUGCUGCAGCGGGUCAUGGGAUGUGGGGGGCCACCACACAGGGCCCCCGCCACUUUGUCUAUUUGUUGCCUCUUAAGAAUCUGCAGCUAAUGCGACAGCAGGAUAUGAUGGUAGUUGAAGCUGCAUCAGAACUUGCUGCUGCUUUAGCCAGUGCAUGCAUGCGCGACGCAGAGUCUGCUGCUGCUGCUGCUGCCAAUGGCAGCAGCACAGAUGGCAGUGGCGGUGCUUCUGCGUUGCCGGCAGCGGCAUCUGCAGCAUCAGGACCAGAAGCUGCAUGUCCUGGCUCUGCUGCAGCUGGUGCAGGCUUCCUUGAGCCCAACGGCUGCAGCAGCGGCUGGAUAUACCUCCUUCCUUGUGCCCUAUCAGGGGGAGGAUCUUCUUAUUCUGUGGGGGGUACAGUACGUCUUAGAGCAUCAAAUAGGGUGCAGCCAUCUGAUCCUUCUUAUUCUUACAUUCUUUCUGCUUGGUCCCUGCAGCAGGGUUCUCCAGGCACUGCAGCAGGGGUCGGGGCCCCGGUGGGGGCCCCUGUAGGAGGGGGCCCCUCCUCUGGUGUAUCCGGAGCUGCAUAUGUUAUUCGUAUAAACUGGGUAGAGAAAUAUGGUACAAUGCCAAUGUUGCCAUCUAGGAAGCAGCCUUUGUGUGCACUGUUGGGGGGGGCCCGUCGGGGCCCCCUAACGGGUCGUGGUGGUGGAGGCCCUUUGGGGGUCGGGGGCCCCAUGGGUAUGAGUAUGGGAGGGGGCCCUCAGGGCGCCGGGUUGCUUAAGAGGACGGCUUUGGGGGCCUCUACAGAGGUAGCAGUAGAUGAGAAUAAAUUUAAUGAAGUUAUGUUAGCUGUCAGGGAUUAUUUGCAGUUUGGUAGUCGUUCAAGUGAGCCCUGGAGGGGGCCCACCCAGUCAGGACCGGGGGGCCCCCUUGGGUCCCAGGCUUCCGGCGCAGCAGCAGCAGCAGCAGCAGCGGCAGAGGCAGCGAGAAACAGCAGUCCACCACGAACAUCCAACGUCUUAACAGGAGCAGGUGGGGCCCCUCCUUCUGGGGGCCCUGGGGCCCCUCUGUCGGUUUCUUCUCUGUUAUCUUUAGCUGCAGCACAGGCAACUGCCCGCCAGCAACGACAGCAGCAGCAGCAGCAAGGUGGUGGUGCAUCAUCCUCUGCUGCUGCUGCUGCAGCAGCAGCAGGAGGCCCCAAACCUCUAGGACUACCAGGAAAACCACUAAAUGCAGCAAAUCCCUUUAUAGGGUACACUGCAAUUCUUCCUUUUUUAUCAGAAGAGCAAUUCAAUCAUGUAAGACGUCUACAAUUAAAGGCAUUAAAAAAGAAUAAUAAAACAAAUAAGGGAGGGGGCCCUCCUGUAGAGGCCCCCGCUCCUAAGGGGAUGAACAGAGGGGCCAAUAACAACAGCAACAACAGCGGCAGCAACAACAGCAGCAGCAACAGCAGCACAUGCAGCAGCAGCAGCAGCAAUACGCGACAUACCAGUCUUGAGAACUAUAGCCGUAAGGCUCAAACUGGUGCUGCUUCUACAUCCCCAGUUGGAGGUGUGGUGAGUUCUGCUGCUGCUGCUGCUGCUGCACCCGCAGCAGCAAAUGCAGCAACAGCAGCAGCAAGAAAGAAGCCGGGAGCUCCUGCAGCAGUUUCAGCACCUGCAGCAGCAAAAGCACCAACAAGAACACCACCAACGGCAGCAGCAGCAGCGGUGCCCCCAGCACUGCCAGCAGCAGCAGCAUCAGGAGCAGCACUUGCUGCAGCAAAAGGCAGUACGUGUGCAAAGAUGCGUAGCCCAUCAUCUGCAUCUGCGUCACCUGCUGCUGCUGGUGCUGCUGCAUCAGCACCAGCAGCACCAGCAGCAGCAGCAGCUUGCACAGGGCCUAGACGCGGUCGGAGGGCCCCCGUAGUGGUGCCUCCUCCCUUGAAGCGAUUACGUGUUGCCUCAGGAGGGGGCCCCUCGGGGGCCCCUGGCACGCCAGCAGCAGCAGCAGCAGCUCCAGAUGCUGCUGCUGCUGCUGCUGCUGCACCUGAGGCUGCAGCUUGUACGUUUGCUCGAGAGACACUGGGUAGUAGGGAAGCACCAGGAUCGCUUGAGAGUGUGGGGGGAGCCUGCUGCAGCAGCAGAGGGGGGGAGUUGAGUUCUGCUGCUGCUGCUGCUGGUGCUGCUGCUGUUGUAGACACGGGCACAGGGGAGCAGAUGGAUUGUAGAGACACUGCAGCAAGCAGCAAAGAAGAAAGUCACGAGCAGCACGAGCAGCAGCAGCAGCAGCAGCAGCACAUGGGUUUGGGGGGGGACUCACAGGAAGCAGGGGUGGGCCUUGAGGUAGAUUAG